AUGUCUGCCAUUGAUUUUUUCGCCGGAUGUCUUGGGGGUGCGGCUGGAGUUCUAGCCGGACAUCCACUGGAUACUGUCAAGGUCCGUCUACAAAUGCAAAAUCCUGCUUCAAAGAUGUAUCGCGGCACUUGGCAUUGCUUUACGAAAAUAAUCCAGAAGGAGGGUUUUGCUGGACUCUACAAAGGUCUCUCAUCUCCUCUUGCUUCUUUGACCGCUAUCAAUGCCGUUGUAUUUGGCGUACAUGGAUUUGUUUGCCGAGAGUUCACACAGCCUGAUUCAUUGAGGGCACAUUUUUUCGCAGGUUGUGCAGCAGGCAUGAUGCAGAGUGUAAUUGCCACUCCUUCGGAAAGGUUGAAACUACUUAUCCAGAUACAGACCGACAGUGCACGGUCAAGAUUCCAUUCCCCUCUGCAUGCAGCUCGGUCUCUCAUAGCCCGACAAGGGUUCGGCACCCUCACGAGAGGAUUCUGGGCAACCCUUCUCCGCGACUGUCCUGCGUUCGGCAUAUAUUUUGCCUCUUACGAGUGGAUGUCUCGAGGUAUGAGCAAAGAUGGCAAAAUGGAGUCGCUCACAGGACCUCAACUACUUCUUGCUGGUGGUGCUGCGGGCAUGCUUUCAUGGUUGUUUAACUAUCCUACAGAUGUCGUAAAAACACGAUUUCAAGCCAACGACAGCUAUAGAAGUUAUUUGCAUUGCAUACGAAGUACGUAUAGGGAAGGUGGAAUGCGGAUGUUCUUCACAGGUCUUGGAUCGACGUUGUUGCGAGCAUUCCCAUCCAAUGCUGCAACAUUCUUCACUGUCGAAUGGACCUACCGACUUCUGCUCGACUUUAGAAUAGUUGAGGUUGGCACUCCAACCGAGAAACGUCUUCAGCAACACAAACGCCACAUUUCUACUUCGGACUUCUGGCACCUGACAAGUAGCACUUAUCUGAUUCCGGAAGCUGGCUCUACGUCCAUUGAUCCUAUGCUACAUGGAUGUCGUUUUCUCUAA
This is a messenger RNA of Cylicocyclus nassatus, 993 nucleotides long. The record is from the annotation of a GenBank genome assembly. Lineage: Eukaryota; Metazoa; Nematoda; Chromadorea; Rhabditida; Strongylidae.